AUGGAUUUCAAAGUUUCAUACGAGCAAUUCAUUCAAAAUGUGAAGUACCAGUUAAUAAGAAUCGAGAAGAACAUUGAGAAGGAAGUUUCCGAGUGGGAAAUUAAACUUGCCCCAUCAGAUCGAGUUAGCGUCAAAGCGAAUGUGCUCGAUAGCAAGGGUACAACAUUUAAGGAUCACGAAUGUAAACUGGAAUCUAAAAUCGUCGAAUUUGAACAAAGAGUUGUAAAGCUUGAAAAGGAGAAGGAUCGCAUGAAAUUAGACAUACUGAAUCUCAAGCAAGAAAAAAGCGUAUUAUCGAAUAAGCUGAAUCAUUUUCAAGAGCUAAAACUAUUCGAACAUAGAUUGAAUAAAACUCUAGAACGAAAAAUUCGUAAUAAGACUGAUUUAAAGGCACAAGUUUCUAAUAAUUUACAAGAGAUUGGUCGAUUGGAGAAACAGCUCAAAAAUGAGAAAAAUUUCCACUCAGCUAUCGAGAAGGAGAAAAAAUCGCUGGAGAGAAAAAUCGAAGAGCUACAGAGACAAACCACCGAGUCGAAUAAAGCAAAUCCCCAAAACUUAAAGCCUCUUAAAGCCAAAAAGAUGAUGAAGAAGAAGAAAGCAAACCAGGAAAAUAUUUAUAAGUGUAAAUCCAGGCUGAAAGAGAGUAAAACGAAACUAAAAUAUGCAGACCGUGAAAAUUCCCAAUUGGCUGAAAAAAACUUUUUGUUGGUAGAAAGCAACCGGAAAACAUCUGAAGAGAUAAAAAAACUGCGAACAUCGUUUCAGGUAGUCGAGGAUGCCCUCAAGCAAGAGAAAAAGAAAACCCAGGAAGUAAUCACGCUACUGCAAAAAUGGAAGGAAAAAUUUCACGAACUGGAAGAAAAAAUUCAAACGACAGUGCAAAACCAGGCUGCAUAUGAAUUUCCAAUGGUAACGGCGAUACAAUGUAUCCCGGAAUUCCAUGGCAAAUCAGAAGAGUUGCAGCCUUUGAUGCAGAUUGAUUAUUUUUCAAAUGCCUUUCCUGAAAAUGCUGACCAACAACCACUACUAAAUGUAGUAUAUACAAAACUAAAAGGCGAGGCUCUCAUGCGUCUUCAUGAUAUACAAGGCGACACAUGGGUCAAUGUGAAACAAAAUUUAAAAAAUGGUUUUCAAUUACAAAAAUGUAUUGGAGCAAUUAUCAAGGAGAUUGAAACACUAAAACAAAGCAGUCACGAAUCUUAUAACGAAUACAAAAUUCACGCUAAAGAAUUAUAUAGGUUCGUAAGCGCUCUGCCGGAACACGGAAAUGAGUCGUAUGCGAACACUGUUUUGAGGAAGCAUUUUUUAGCGGGUCUCAGAAGUAGAGCUUUAGCCUUGACAGGAAAAUCACAACGGGAUAAAACAUUCCCUAAAUUACUUGACUGGCUUCAGAAAGAAAUCGAUGAGGAGGAAGAACUACGCGAGAUCCACAACAGACUGCAGUCAACAAGGAUGAGAACAUCGCAACAACAACAGAGUAAUUACAAUAGAAGCACACAAGCCAACAACUACAACUACAAUCGUAAUAACAAAAACAACAGAAGAGGAAAUAAUAACGAUUAUAGAGAACAACGCAACAAUUAUCGAGGAAAUAACAAUAACUACAGAGGGAAUAAGAGCAAUUAUCGAAGAAAUAAUAUCAAUUUUGGAAAAAAUUACAACAAUUAUCAAGGAACUCGAAACUUCGAUAACAAUAACGGCUAUAAUAAUAACAACAAUUCCAAUCCCAACGAAAACUAUAGGGAAAAUAAUAGAAACGGGGGUUAUUACAAAAAUAACAACAAUAAUUAUAGGCGACAUAAGGAUAACCAGAAUAGCUAA
This is a messenger RNA of Toxorhynchites rutilus septentrionalis, 1821 nucleotides long. Its product is annotated as myb-like protein G. The transcript has a single exon. The record is from RefSeq and is a predicted model, not a curated record. Lineage: Eukaryota; Metazoa; Arthropoda; Insecta; Diptera; Culicidae. The coding region runs from base 1 to 1821 and encodes 606 amino acids.